AUGAAGGCCUCCAUCCCGCCCCAACGUAUGCGCAACUCUUUCUCCUCAGAUCAGACGCCGACGUUCGCCGCGGCUUUCUUGGUCGAAGAUGCAGCGCAGCGGUGGAGCAAGCCCGUUGCUUUCUCUGGCCACUGCGAGAUGGUCGUAGACACCGCGUCCGAUUCGUUCGUAAUGCAGCACAAAGGCUACGGCUGGCGCAUCGUUUUCCCCAUGGAGUCGAAGAUCAAGCGGCUUGUUCCAUGCCAAUCGUGCCGCCUCAACCGGACCACCACCAACGGCAGACUCUGUGAUGACAGCCUUCCCUGCCGCGUCUGUCAGCAACAAGGCUCUUCCUGCACUGCGCGCGAUGUGCUCCUUACCGGCACGCAGGCUAUUGACGGAGAUGCAGAGAUGGAAGCGGCUGCGGAAGAGGCCAGCCUGAUCGAACCCUACUGCGACACUUUCGCCUUCUUCGCCUGGUCCUUAGGCACCGACGAGCCCAACACGUACGAAGGCUACUUCCCAAUGCCUACUAUGCCUGAGACGCCCGUCCGUGGACAGGACAUGUUGCCGUCGCGUAUGCUUCCAUCAACUCCCACUGCCGCUCCUCUAACUCCGCGCAACAUGCGUCCAGUCACAGAUUCCGAACUGCGCCGAUCGAACCGCAUUCAAGGACAGAAAGAUAGAGUUGAUGACACGCCGGUGCCUCGACGCCGCCGCCAGCCGCUCAGGGCGGCCCAGUGCCUGGAACGCAUGCGCCAGCUGACGGCAGUCGGCCAUUUCAACUUGGUUCCUGCAAGUGCCUACAGCCUCGAGCAACAGCACCCGCCGUCCACCGUCGACCUCGGCGGCCUCGAGCUCACCAUGGCCGAGAUAUCCGUGUUCCUGCUGAACCUGGCGCACCGACCGGAAGGCGCAAUGCGGCUGGUCAACAGCGGAUGGCAGCCGCACCAUUUCUGCUCCUACCACAACCACACCCGCGGCCUCAAGGGCGAGACGCGCGCCCGCGGCGAGCACGGCGAGGGCGCCAUGCGCUCCACCAUCACCAAGAGCAUCCAGAAGACGAUGCGCCUCAUCGCCGACGACAAUCACUGGACGCAGUCCCACCACGUCGACGUCGUCGACGCCCUGCAUCCCGAUCGCCCGAGCACCGCCGACUGGGCCCCCCUCGUCGACGACCCGCCCGACCACUCGCUGCGCAGCAUGGGCUCGCGCAUCGUCCGCUGGCCGCCCGAGAGCCACUCGCUCAACCUCACCCGCGCCGUGAGGUUCGCCGUCGAGCACCCGCACGUCCCGGACCACCAGCUCCGCUUCCCCACCCACGUUCGCGCCGUCGUCGAGCGCCUGCCCGGCGGCUUCCGCUCCAUGGCCGCCGAAGCGUCUGCCGGCGUCACUGGCAACCUUGAUCGGUCCACACUGAAGGAAUGGGAGGCCUUUCAGGAGGCGCAAGGCCUGUAA
Molecule: messenger RNA, 1437 nt
Organism: Diplodia corticola
Lineage: Eukaryota; Fungi; Ascomycota; Dothideomycetes; Botryosphaeriales; Botryosphaeriaceae
Exons: 2
Coding region: 1-1437 (478 amino acids)
Source: RefSeq, a predicted model, not a curated record